Messenger RNA from Phacochoerus africanus (Common warthog), 1647 nucleotides. It is a transcript of the gene NKX2-5, whose product is annotated as NK2 homeobox 5. The coding region runs from base 214 to 1185 and encodes 323 amino acids. The transcript is spliced from 2 exons. Gene Ontology annotation, biological process: regulation of transcription by RNA polymerase II; cell differentiation. The record is from RefSeq and is a predicted model, not a curated record. Gene Ontology annotation, cellular component: nucleus. Gene Ontology annotation, molecular function: RNA polymerase II cis-regulatory region sequence-specific DNA binding; DNA-binding transcription factor activity, RNA polymerase II-specific. NCBI's taxonomy places the organism in Eukaryota, Metazoa, Chordata, Mammalia, Artiodactyla, Suidae.
CCCCGGCCCAAUGGCAGCCUGAGUCCCCCUCCUCUGGCCUGGUCCCGCCUCUCCUGCCCCUUGCGCCCCGCAUUACCUGCCGCCUGGCCACAUCCCGAGCUGGAAGGCGGGUGCGCGGGCGCGCAGCGGGCACCAUGCAGGGAGGCUGCCAGGGACCGUGGGCAGCGCCGCUCUCUGCCGCCCACCUGGCGCUGUGAGACGCGCGCUGCCACCAUGUUCCCCAGCCCCGCGCUCACGCCCACGCCGUUCUCGGUCAAAGACAUCUUGAACCUGGAGCAACAGCAGCGCAGCCUGGCCGCCGGGGAGCUCUCCGCGCGCUUGGAGGCCACCCUGGCGCCCGCCUCCUGCAUGCUGGCCGCCUUCAAGCCCGAGGCCUACGCGGGGCCGGAGGCCGCAGCGCCCGGCCUCUCCGAGCUGCGCGCCGAGCUGGGCCCCGCGCCCUCACCAGCCAAGUGCGCGCCCUCCUUCUCAGCCGCCCCCGCCUUCUACCCGCGUGCCUAUGGCGACCCCGACCCCGCCAAGGACCCUCGAGCCGAUAAGAAAGAGCUGUGCGCGCUGCAGAAGGCGGUGGAGCUGGAGAAGCCAGAGGCGGACAGCGCCGAGAGACCUCGGGCGCGACGGCGAAGGAAGCCGCGCGUGCUCUUUUCGCAGGCACAGGUCUACGAGCUGGAGCGACGCUUCAAGCAGCAGCGGUACCUGUCAGCUCCCGAGCGCGACCAGUUGGCCAGCGUGCUGAAGCUCACGUCCACGCAGGUCAAGAUCUGGUUCCAGAACCGGCGCUACAAGUGCAAGCGGCAACGGCAGGACCAGACUCUGGAGCUAGUGGGGCUGCCCCCGCCCCCGCCGCCGCCGGCCCGCAGGAUCGCGGUGCCGGUGCUGGUGCGCGAUGGCAAGCCUUGCCUCGGGGACUCCGCGCCCUACGCGCCAGCCUACGGCGUGGGCCUCAACGCCUACGGCUAUAACGCCUACCCCGCCUACCCGGGUUACGGUGGCGCGGCCUGCAGCCCUGGCUACAGCUGCACCGCUGCGUACCCAGCCGGGCCGCCCCCGGCGCAGUCGGCUACGGCCGCCGCCAAUAACAACUUCGUGAACUUCGGCGUCGGGGACUUAAACGCGGUGCAGAGCCCGGGGAUUCCGCAGGGCAACUCGGGAGUGUCCACGCUGCACGGUAUCCGAGCCUGGUAGGGAAGGGGCCUGUCUGGGGCACCUCUAAGGAGGGGCACUAACUAUCGGGGAGAGGGAGGGCUCCCGAUACGAUCCUGAGUCCCUCGGAUGUCAUAUUGACUCCCACGGAGGCCUCGGAGCUUUUUCCGUCCGGUGCGCCUUUGUCCCCACGCGCGGGAGAGUUCGUGGCAGAGUUUACGCAGCUUGGGGUGAGUGAUCCCGCAGCCCGGUGCCUUAGCCGUCGCCCCGGGAGUGCCCUCCAAGCGCCCACGGGCAUCCCCAAUCGGCUGACACCGGCCAGUUGGGACCGGGAGCCCGAGCCCAGGCGUGCCAGGCUUAAGAUGGGGCCGCCUUUCCCCGAGCCUGGGCCCGGUGCCCGGGGCCCUUGCUGCCUUGCCGCUGCCCUCCCCACACCCGUAUUUAUGUUUUUACUUGUUUCUGUAAGAAAUGAGAAUCUCCUUCCCAUUAAAGAGAGUGCGCUGA